CAUUUUCCCCCACCACCAUUCAGUGAGAAUUAGGCUAGUGACGAGUGAACAGCUAAUGGUCGUCGUCUCGUUCAUAUGUGAUUUCGUAUUUUUAAGGGGGAUUUACCUAUUGCUGCUGUCGAGACGACGGAUCAUUCAUUGAUAUACUACGAGGUUGUGUGGACCCAUAAUAAGAAGAGGUUAACUUCUUUAUUUCCAGUGAUAGAAGUGUGCUACGCCAGAAUUAAAUACUUGAUAACAUUUGUGCGUCACAUUGUGGGUCGUGUUGAGAAUUUGAGGCACAAUAUCAAAAGGCCAGAAGAUAAAGUGUCUUUGUACCUAAGUAGGUCGAGAUCAAAGAGAAUCUGAAAGGAACAUAUUUUAGUUAGUGUUGGUCUCCUAUACCAUAGACUGUGGCUGCAUACGGGUAUGAAGAAGUUCGGGUGAGGGUGGCGGGCGAAAAUCAUGGCCAUGAGGUCAGGGGUGGCCUGACCCACGCCUCUGGAGCCCUGCCCCCUACACCAACCAUGGGCCAGGGGGCCAGCCAUCCUCAUCCUAUAGUUCAAGAACAUCGUCAACCGCACUGGGCCAUGGACGCCUCAUCUGAACCCACACACAGCCCACAUCAAGUUCGGCAGAGGGUUCAGCAUCAGCAGCAGCAGCGAGAGAUGCGAGAGCAACUAGAAAGAGAACAAGAGAAUCAUCUUCUUCAGCAAGAAGGGAUUGUGGAUGCUGGAUGCUGUGGGUCAGAAGCUGCUGCUUCUUGCAGCUGUGGUGGUGGUUUAACCUCAACCGCAGCCAUAUAUGGAACAGCAGCAAGUCCUGACCCCGCUACUCACCAUCCUGUUGUGGUAACACCACCGCGAAGUCUCCCCCAUCACCAUCAUCACCACCACCACCAUCAUCGACAUCAGCUACAGCAAGCUGAAGCGGCAACUCUUCCAACAGCUGCUGGUUCAGCGAGUGGACCCAGUUGUGCGUCAUCAGGUGCUUGUAGUAGUAGUAGUAAUAAUGGUUGUGGCCACUGGUGUUCUUCUUGCCGUGUUCGAGUACAAGUAGAGGUAGAAUGUGUAAAUGGAAUAGAAGCUCGGCCAUCACCACCUCGGGGAGGCCGUUUACGCACUUUAACUUUCCCCAAGAGACAUCGUCACAAGACCAAAACUCCCACCAGAGACCUUCCUGCUCAACCGAAGAAGAAGAAAACUCCUUGGACUUUCAGAUUGAAUUGUCGCUUGAGGCCUUCCAAGUCUGAACCUGAGCCUGAAGCUAGCACAAGCGUUGGUUGUGGUGCAUGCAUGUGUCCAAGUCUACGAAGGCCAGAGCCUGAGCUCCACACGCAUCACCACCACCACCACCACGUGCCACAUCAUCACCAUUUGCAUCAUCGACAUCCAUCUGGACAAGAUUCUCCUUCAAUAGCUUCUGUGGGGUCUGGGACGGCUUCUAGUCCUGGUGGAGCGGUUGCUUUGAGGGCUCCAGUCAUUGACCUUUCUAGAUUUAAUCCAGAUGCUUAUCCUAUCGAAGAUUGGGAUGAACAAGCACGCCAGGAAAGAGCACGAGAAAUGGCAGAAGGUGUAGAACCACCUCCCGGCUUUGGCUCAAGUCAUACGUUGACACCGGCACAUCAUGCUCUUACUCACCUUCAGUUGCAACAUCAACAUCAAUUACAACUUCAACAAGCCGGAGCAGUAACACCGCUCCCUUUGCCCUACAAUUCUGUCCUUGAUCUGCAGUUGCUGUUAGAAAGAUCUCUGCGCCUUGGACUUGGAGGUCCUCGAUCAGUAGCUGCGUCAAUUUCAGAGGAAACUUUGCUACAGCAGGUAGGACGGCUUGCAGGUGAUGGUUCAUUACUUCAGCGAACAGUUCACACACAGGUUGAUUAUAUUCACUGCCUUGUACCGGAUCUGCUCAGAAUUACGAACUGUGCGUUCUACUGGGGUAAAAUGGAUCGGUAUGAGGCAGAGCGACUCCUUGACAACCGACCUGAAGGCACAUUUUUACUAAGGGAUUCGGCACAAGAAGAGUAUUUGUUUUCAGUGUCUUUCAGAAGAUAUGGGAGGUCUCUACAUGCUCGAAUUGAACAGUGGAAUCACAAGUUUAGUUUUGAUUCUCACGAUCCAGGAGUAUUUGCUUCAGAUACUGUGUGUGGUCUUAUUGAACAUUAUAAGGAUCCGUCUUGUUGUAUGUUCUUUGAACCUAUGUUAACGAAUCCCUUGGCACGUACAUUCCCCUUCCCUCUGCAACAUUUAUGUCGAGCUGUUAUCUGUUCCACCACCACAUAUGAUGGCAUCAACAGCCUCCUUCUUCCAAAGUCACUUAACAACUACCUCAAGGAAUAUCAUUACAAACAGCGUGUGAGGGUACGUAGAUUAGACCACUAGGGAAGCGCUCAAGGGGAUAAUAGGCGAGAGCACAACAAUAUCUCUGAAUGGAGUUAUCCCGGGCCAGGAUGGGCUUACCCAACAGUUUAUUUCUUGGAUUGUUAAGUAAACUGUUAGGUACAGACUUCCAUCCUUUGGCUAGGAUGAUGAAGAAACGUGGUGCCCCACUUUCAGGGAUUUUCACAUUUAAGAGAUUCUCUGCGCCUUUCUCCUUGAGCAAUCGUAUGGUAGCUAAUACUCUCACUCCAGAUGCCUUCCUUGGGGCUCUACUGGUGCUGCGCCCUUUCCCGGUCCUUUCACAGCAUCAGUCAACAUCUUCGCCAUUAUGGUGGAGGUUGUUGCUAUUCACAUUAUGAUUGGUGCCCAUUGUUAAAUGCAGCUUGUUUAUAUUGUCAGUUGUGUAGUCUAUUUGCUGUAAUUUAAAGGGCAAUGGAAACCUUUUGUCAUGAUAGAAUGUCAUCAACAAUAAGCUGUAGAACAUCUUGCUACAUGUGUUAUUGUACCUGCUUUUAAUGCCUUAUUUAAGUCACAAUGGGAAAGUUUUAAAAGUUGUGUACAGAGGAUCGUAAGGAAUACUGACUAUUCCCGUAAGGUAUCGCAGAAACCAAUUUUUUUUUUUUUUUUUUUUUUUUUUUUUUUUUUUUUUCUCCAAGUACAUUUUGACAUUUUAAAAAAGGGCAGUCAGAAUAUAGCAUAUCAGUCAGAAUAUAAAAGUAUAUAUACAGUACAUUCAUAUAUAAAAGUAUAUUUACUGCAUAUGGUGAGUUAUACACUCAGACUUCUCAGAUAAGUCAUUUUUUGGAUGUGAUAUUCCUGUGUCUAUCAUUACGCUUAAGCUUCUUCCUUGUGAAGGGCAAGAGAGAGUGAAUGAAAGUGUAAUUGUGUGUGUGUCCCUGUGCUUGGUAAUGUAGGUGGUAGUAAAACAUUCUUCCAGCUCUGUUAAUGUGGUGUUGAAAGUCACUGUCAGAGGACAUUGGAAGUUUGCCAAAGAUUAUUCCCCUCCCCCCCUCUCCUCCAGGAGUUGGACCUCCUCCCUAUUCCCUUUUCUGUCACCUACUGUGGUAGUUAGUAAAAUUUCUGUAGGUGGUCAGAAGUCAUAGAACAAAUGCUGGAUUUCGUUGCUUUUGUCAUGCCAUUUCUUUGAGAGAUGUGUAUUAUAAGAGUGCUUGUUUUGCAUGCCAGUUAAUGAGGGCAACGAAUAAGUAUGUGUCAGGUUAGUUUGUGGAUAAAGUAAAUGGUCUUUAUAUGUUUUAUGAAAAAAGUAUAUUUUUGCUUUUUCCUGGAAGUAAUUUUUACUAAGUUUUUUUAACACCAUGAGGAAUAGUGAUGAUAUUCUGUAACAGGGUUUGUUUUUUGUUCAUUUAUGUAACCCUAGUACAAAAACCUCCUUGAUCUUAUUUGAUUGUCAGGAGUAGGUUUAUGACUGAAUUCAAUACCUCAAGUUCAGAGUUAAAAAGUGAUUCAGGAGGUCACUUCUUUUAAGCUAUGUACUGUGUUGUUGACAGUACUGUACAGCAGGUUUAUUUUCUUUUUUAUGUAGUAAGCACUUUCUCAGAAUUGUUGAGUAGAUUUUGGUAUGAGCUCCUUGUCAUUUGUAACUUUUUAAAUUACUGUACUGUAUAUUCUGUAUGAUUAUUGCUAGUAGUGAGGAUACAUUCAAUAAUAUUCAGCGUUGUAAAGCUUAUUGAUUCUGAGGCUCUGUUGAACAAUUGCAAUUCUAUAUUUUGGAUUCGUUCAGCCAACAAGAUUUAACUUCUUAAUGAAAUUAAUGGAAAGGUUUUAGAAGACCUUUUUCAGAAUCCACGCUGUUAUGGUAGGCAAAGUUUGAUUAGCAGUCAAGAUUAUAUGUUGCUGUUGUCCUUCUAGAUUUGGUUAAAAGAAAAUAAAAAAAUAUUUAUUUUUUUACUUAAGUUAUUAGCAUGAAUAAAUCUGCUAAAUGUCACAAAUGUGUGUGUUUUGUUUUAGAAGGAUAAAUACUAAUAUGCUAUUUUUGUAAUAAUAUGCUAGUUUGUUAAUUUCUCGGAUGUUCAUAAGGGACUUUUCAUUUCGUGUGCUGCCAUUUCUAGCACAACUUUUUGGUAUUGCCUCUUCCCUAACUGUGUCUUUCCAAUACUAUAGGAAACCAGUCUCACUCACUCUCUCUCUAUUAUCAGUGUUACUGUACGGCCUGCAGAGACUGGUAAUAGAGUUAACACUACAGUACAGUUGCUAAAUUUUCUUUCAUGUUGGUUUUUCCUUUCACUGUGUGGAUUGAGAUUAAUCAUAACUAGCUUCCAUUUGUGUCAUUUCUCAUUUCACCAAUAAUUCAGCCUCUCUCUUCUAUUGUUAAUUUGAAAUUCUUUUGUAUAUAAAAUAUCAUGUUUGGUCUUUUAACAAUUUUGAUGCCUAUCUUGAUCACCAAUUCAAAAGAGCUUGUUAGAUUUAGUUUUCUCUCUCAGGAGAGUUAGGAUUUUGCUUUAUUGUGUAUAACAAUUAUAUGACUUCAUUACAGUCAGAUUGUCUUUGGAUUAUUUAUUUAAGAAUAAUUUAAAAGCAAACUUUUGACAGAUACGAAAAUUUCUUUUUAAGUUACUGCGCCUGUUAACCUGUGUAGCUUUUAAGUUUAGUACAAUAUGAAUAGAACUAAAGAUUCAACUAAAUUCCUCGUUGCCUGAUAUAGCAGGUAUUUUAUUGAGUUCAAUCAUAAAAGCUUUAUUCCCAGUGUAAUUGAAGUACAGUACAGUAUUGCAUAUAUACAAGAGUGAAAGUCAGUACAGUACAGAACUGUGUUAUGUAUGUUAGUAUGCCUGUGGUUUUUGGAUGUAUAUAUGUUGAGAAUAUAAUGGUUGGCUAUAGAUACAUUUUUGUAUCUACUUUGUAAAUACUAUGAAUAUUAAUAAGUUUAGUUGGUAUGUCCAUUAGCUGCAACAUACCACUUGUAGAACUAAGUUUAUUCCUCUGGUAGGACAGCCUCGUGUCAAAGUAUUGAGAAGGUAGAACGGCCAGUUGGGUGCUGUUUUAAGCCACAGUCCAAUCCAUAUUGUCAUUGAUGCAAUGAAAACAUCAAGAGUUAUUUUGUAAAUGUAUGCAAAGAAUCAAAAGUAGGACAUAAACUAACUAUAUCGUUGUCCUGUUUCAUUUUGGUGCCACUUGAUGUAACUGAAAGGCAGUGGCUCCAUCUUGCUUGAAACCUUUUCAUCAUUUAUACCUUUAAUCUUUGCUUUUAUCUCAAUAUUUGAACUCUUGGUGAGUUUCUGACACAUCAAGCUCUGGACGUGUUGUGGCUUAUGAGGCUAAAUGUUAGGCCUGGUGAGACACGAGCCAUGAUUAUCUUAGUAAAACCACAAUUAUUUAUGAGAUUCUGUAGCAUCAUGAAGAGUUGAAAUUUGUGAGUUGUAGACAAAUAGCAGUUUAUAGACCCUCAGCAAUAACGUCACAGCUAAGGGCUAAGGGCUUCAUAGACGAGAAAGAGGAAGUAUGAAUUCAUUGUAAUCCUCUGAGUUAGGGACUUCCUUAGAUUUUACGUUGGGAAGAGAAUUUUUCUACUUAAAUACAGGUUGCUAUGUGAAACGGUUAUAGAGUAAUGUAAUCACUUGGGAGGCUGAAGAGGAGCAUCCUCUCUUGUUGAGGCAAUUUACAAUCAUUUGUCAAUUUUGCUCUUAAUUUUUUUAUUUUAGCUAUCAGACGGGAGAGGAAUAUUGCAAAUCAUGUCCCCUUCAGAAGGGCAGGAUAGCCAGAAAUUUUCCACUCCAUUCACGCUGUGAAGUGUCCUGUGUUCUUGUCACUUGGACUGUCAUUUAUCCUGACUCAAAAGAUUAGUAGUAACCCUAUUGUAAAAGAAUCAGGAUAUUAUCAUAUAUAUUGUCAGUCAGAAGUAAUUCUUCAAUUACAUUUAUUUCAACUUUGAUUGACAUUUUUUGUUUUUGUACUUGAGAUUAAUGUAAUACUCUCAGUUUUGGGAGUUAGAAAUUGAAAGGUUUUCUAGCACCUUUUAUGUAUACAUUAAGUAAUUUAUUUUAUCAUGAUUGGUGGUGAUAAUUCAGUAGAAAUUUGGUUCAGUUGAACGAGUUUGAGUCAUGGCUCAGAAACUCUUUUUAUGCCAAAUGGUCGUAUGAUUGGUGUUAGAAGAUAACUGUAAAAGGGGAUGAGAAAAGUUUUUGUUGUUAUUUUAUAUUUGUAUAAACCUUGCUAUGUUCCCUUAACUCACCUUUGUAAGGGGAGUCCAGUUAAUAAAUAUCUUUGGUAUC
Molecule: messenger RNA, 6586 nt
Organism: Macrobrachium nipponense
Lineage: Eukaryota; Metazoa; Arthropoda; Malacostraca; Decapoda; Palaemonidae
Exons: 2
Coding region: 507-2360 (617 amino acids)
Biological process (GO): intracellular signal transduction; phosphatidylinositol phosphate biosynthetic process
Cellular component (GO): phosphatidylinositol 3-kinase complex
Molecular function (GO): 1-phosphatidylinositol-3-kinase regulator activity
Source: RefSeq, a predicted model, not a curated record